Molecule: messenger RNA, 3211 nt
Organism: Chiloscyllium plagiosum (whitespotted bambooshark)
Lineage: Eukaryota; Metazoa; Chordata; Chondrichthyes; Orectolobiformes; Hemiscylliidae
Source: RefSeq, a predicted model, not a curated record
UUUUAAAAUGUACAUGACUUUCUUGUAGAUGUCAUCAGUGUCAUUCUAAACUGUAGCCAAAGUGCUGAAGAACUACUAAAACAGAGGAACGUUGUACGAGAGGUUAUAUUGAAGUACUUAAUCCGACAUGGUGUCACCGUAUCUGUUGCAUCAGACAAACGGCAACAUAUUGAUAAAGCUUUGUUCUGUUGGAUGCAGCAAGAAUGGAAGAGCAAAGAGGCAACAGAUAAAACAAGACACAACCUUCUGGCACAAAUUAGGAAAGAAGAGUGAGCAAAAGGUGAAACAGGAAAUUGAAAAUGCAAAGAUACAAACAAUGGCACAAGAAGUGAAAAAAGCAAAGAAAGAACUGGAGGAGGCAAGGCAAAGGGAGGAUCAGUUGAGAAGACAAUUCGAGGAGCAGAGAAGGAAAAGUGAGGAGCAGUCCAAGGCAUCAUCUCAGAAGGGGAGACUUCGACUGCCAAAUAAUAGGAAAGGAGGUCUGCUAAUGGUUCUUUAUUCUUCUGAAUUCCCAAAAUCCUUUAUUUGGCCGACAACCAGAAGAGUGGGAUCCACAGCACUUUUGGGAUGAUGCAAUGCCUCACUUUGCUUAUUCUGUCCAUGAAGACAAAACAGAGCAAUAUCAGAGCUCAAGAAUCAUCAGUCUGCGCUUGCUGUCCCUGGUCAAGGAUGAAGAACUGCUCUUCAAUCCCAACAUCAGCAAGAAUGGAAUGAGAUGUGCAACCCCUCUACAUGGGAUUGCUGUGGCAGGAACCAUUCAUAAGAACAAACAGUGUGUGAGUAUCUUUGAGCAACUUUUUGGACUCAUCCGCACACCUGUUGGUGGAAGCAACUGGAAAAUCCAAUAUGUUAACCUUAAGGUGAAAGCUUUGAAUGGUCAACUAGAAAUCAUACAACCCAGUUUGUCUAUUGGGCUUCCUGCACUAGUGGCUCACCUCAAUGAAUUAACUGUAUUUCUCAAGUAACUUAUUUAAAAAAUAUCUGUUUGACUUUGCAUCUAUGGAUUCUACCACAGACAUGUGAGUUUAUAUCUAGAAAGCUAACUUGAAAUUAGUCCCCAUUGCUUCUGUAGUUCAAACUCCUUUUAUAUAUUUAUACUCACAUGUCAGAGUGUUUUUGAACAAUUAUUUUUAAUAGUAACUUUAAUCAAUCAUUUCAAACACAUUAUGAUAUCUCCAGGGUUCCAGGUGGGUCUUGAACUCAGCCCAGAGUUAGGGAUGCUACUACUAUGCCUGGAGAACCCCAAUUCUUUUUUUGUUGACUAUUUUAUGUUAGAAUGAAAUACUUUAGACAAAGUGGGCUAGCUUUUCGUCAUGUUGCUUGAACAUGCAAUCUAGUAUUUCAGUUUGGCUUCCUAUUAUAGAACCACCCUUCAAUGAAAUUUAUUUUUGUGGCUGAAGUCAUUUAUGGACAUGUAUAGGAUUUUUAAUGGAAUUGAGAAUGAAAGUGUGGAAUAAUAUUUCCAAAAAUAGCAAAACAACAAUAGAACAGGGCCCCAAUUUCAGAGGUGAGGAGAGCGUGUUUAUGGUUACAGAAUACAUUCAUUCUGAUGAUGAUCAAAAGAUGCAAUGGAUGGUCUACUUAAAGCAAGAGUUCAUUCAAGAAAUAGAUCCUACAAUAGGAAGCAAAUGAGAUUGCUAUUCUGAAUAGAUAAAGAAUAUUUUAUCCAAUCUACCCUGUAGUCCUACAAAAUGAUACAAAAUAUCUUAUGGAACAAAGUUUUAAUAAUAUGUCGAUGGUCAGAUUUGUUCAGUUGCAUGUGAUUGAACACCUGCUAAUUCUACCAGAGUAUUAAAAGUUCUCUUUCUGAAGUGCAGUUUAAUGUGGUGAUGAUACUGUCAGUUUAGAAAUGUCACUAACUUCUACAUUCCUCUAGAGACUGAUAAUCCAACACUAAGUCUACUAUAUCUGUCCAUGUACAAUGUCCUACUUCAGAUAUCAGUCCAAACAACACGAGUACUUUGUUUGUUUACAAGCAAAAACAUGGCCUCAAUGAAUUAUAAUAUCCCUCCCUCAUUCUAGUGAGUACAGUCCCUGUCUACAUGAUAAAAUAUAGCAAACUAAGCCAGGAAGAGAUGUCCCAGUUCUUUUGCAGUAGGAGGAAUUGUAGGAAAAAACCUUAGAAAAAUAAUAUAAAUGAUCAACUAGAAAUUCAGUUUGGCAGAACCUCUACAGAAAUUCACUUAAGAUGGUUUCUCAGAGAUUGCAACAGGUUGCACAGUGAACUGAAACAUUGAUAAAAAUAGUAUGCAGGACAGAUAAAUAUUACUGGUUUUAGAUUACAAAUGAUAUAUUUGAGGCAAAGAAAAGCUGAUCGUUUGGCAAAAUCUGCAAGAGUUGAUAGAUUUCAUCACUUUUACUUUAUUUGUGAUGGCGUCCUUAAAGAAGUAGAUUUAAAAGCUUUAUUUAAAGACAUUUGUAAGUUUCUAGCAAUGUUUGCAGCACAUUUUAUCACUUAUGUUGUUUAUUGUGAGACAUUUUGAAUAAUUUGGGAACUAAUUUUUUUUAUGCAAUACGUUUGUUUUGAAGGUGACCUGGAUAGAAUAGUUCAUGCUUGAGAUGUUAUAAAGUGAAUGAGGACAUGCUAGGGUGAUCCGCAGGUUUCAGACCAUAUCUGCAGAUCUUGGAAAGCUAAUGACUUUUGCAGAAUGUGGUCAUCUGUAACAAGUAGAGUUUUUGCAUUUAUGCUUUACAUUAUUUGUUUAUUAUAUGUAUUCUCAGUGACUGUGGCAGUUGAAUCUCUGUCAUUAAUUUGUAUUAGUGUGUACCUGUAGACCUUGGAAAACUAAUGUCUGUUGCUGAAUGUUGUCAACUGCAACAAGUAGAACUUUGCAUUUAAAUGUUAUGAUGCUUGUUAAUUUUGUAUUAUAUUCUAGGUGACUUUGAUAGUUUACCCUCUUUCAUUCUUAUCCAUCAUUCUGUGCCCGAUUGAGAACAACAGAGGUUAUGCAAUUGAGUCAGACCCUGCAAGGGCAGAUUCAUGAUUCAAGGAGGUUGGAUGGUUGGCUGUUGAUGUGUGAAGUACUCAAUUUAAGUCUGUGGCAUUAACAGGAACUCUUUAACGUUAAGAAGUGCUGCUUAUUAGAAAUGUUGCUGGAGAGGGAAAACUAUUUAUUUCUUUUAUAUUUUCUUGUUGUGGAGUCUCUGAUUUUGUCUGAGAGUGGUCAACUCGGUAAAUCAGUUCAUUGCCAAUAAAAGUUAUUUUUAUCUA